CGGGGCGCCCGGGGCUCUCUUUUCUCCAAGCUGGUACUUUCAUUUUCCAGCGCAGAGUCUUUUGAGAGACCCCGCAGCAGCCCUGACGGCGCCCGUCAGACCCCAGACUGCGCAGAGGUGACACGGGUGCCCGGGAGAGGCUGCGCCACCGCCUACGCCCGCCCGAUCCUGCGCGCUGAAAAGUUUUCCUUUGCCGAGUGCCAUCUGCAGAGAGCUGUCUAGGUUCGAGACGCUCGCACCCUGCGCAUGCAGACCCAACAGUUUGGCACCUGAUUUGCUGUGUGACUGUUGCUUAACUUGAAACCCCAGUCCCUCCCGGGGGCGGCAGGUGACAGGAUGUCCCAGUGGUAUGAGCUUCAGCAGCUGGACUCCAAAUUCUUGGAGCAGGUUCACCAGCUCUAUGAUGACAGUUUUCCCAUGGAAAUCAGACAGUACCUGGCACAAUGGCUUGAAAAGCAAGACUGGGAACAUGCUGCCAAUGAUGUCUCAUUUGCCACUAUCCGAUUUCACGACCUCCUGUCUCAGCUGGAUGAUCAAUAUAGUCGCUUUUCGCUGGAGAACAACUUUUUGUUGCAACAUAACAUAAGGAAAAGCAAGCGCAACCUUCAAGAUAAUUUUCAGGAAGACCCAAUACUGAUGUCUAUGAUCAUCUGUAACUGUCUGAAGGAAGAAAGGAAGAUCCUGGAAAAUGCCCAGAGAUUCAGUCAGGCUCAGUCGGGGCAUAUUCAGAAUGCUGUGAUGUUAGAUAAACAGAAGGAGCUUGACAGCAAAGUCAGAAAUGUCAAGGACAAAGUUAUGUGUAUAGAACAGGAAAUCAAGACUCUAGAAGAGUUACAAGAUGAAUAUGACUUUAAAUGCAAAACUUCACAGAACAGAGAACAUGAAACCAAUGGUAUAGCAAAGAAUGAUCAGAAGCAGGAACAGAUGUUACUCCAGAAGAUGUAUUUAAUGCUUGACAAUAAGAGAAAGGAAGUAGUUCACAAAAUAAGGGACUUGUUGAAUGUCACUGAACUUACCCAGAAUGCCCUGAUUAAUGAUGAGCUGGUGGAGUGGAAGCGGAGACAGCAGAGCGCCUGUAUUGGGGGCCCCCCCAACGCCUGCCUUGACCAGCUGCAGAACUGGUUCACCAUAGUCGCGGAGAGUCUGCAGCAGGUUCGUCAGCAGCUUAAAAAACUUGAGGAACUGGAACAGAAAUACACCUACGACCUAGACCCUAUCCCAAAAAACAAACAAGGGUUAUCGGAUCGCACCUUCAGCCUUUUCCAGCAGCUCAUUCAGAGCUCAUUUGUGGUGGAAAGACAGCCUUGCAUGCCAACUCACCCUCAGAGGCCGCUGGUCUUGAAGACUGGGGUACAAUUCACCGUGAAGUUGAGAUUGUUGGUGAAAUUGCAAGAACUGAAUUAUAAUUUGAAAGUCAGAGUCUUAUUUGAUAAAGAUGUGAAUGAGAGAAACACAGUAAAAGGAUUUAGAAAGUUCAACAUCUUGGGCACACACACCAAAGUGAUGAACAUGGAGGAGUCCACCAAUGGAAGUCUGGCGGCAGAGUUUCGACACCUGCAACUGAAAGAACAGAAAAAUGCUGGCACCAGAACUAACGAGGGCCCUCUCAUUGUUACGGAAGAGCUCCACUCCCUUAGUUUUGAAACCCAGUUGUGCCAGCCUGGUUUAGUCAUUGACCUCGAGACGACCUCUCUGCCCGUUGUGGUGAUCUCCAAUGUCAGCCAGCUCCCAAGUGGCUGGGCGUCCAUCCUGUGGUACAACAUGCUGGUGGCAGAACCCAGGAAUCUAUCCUUCUUCCUGAACCCACCUUGUGCACGGUGGGCUCAGCUGUCAGAGGUGCUGAGUUGGCAGUUUUCAUCUGUCACCAAAAGAGGCCUCAACGCGGACCAGCUGAACAUGCUGGGAGAGAAACUUCUCGGUCCUAAUGCUGGCCCCGAUGGUCUGAUUCCCUGGACGAGGUUCUGUAAGGAAAAUAUAAAUGAUAAAAAUUUUCCUUUCUGGCUUUGGAUUGAAAGCAUCCUUGAACUCAUUAAGAAACACCUGCUCUCUCUCUGGAAUGAUGGGUGUAUCGUGGGCUUUAUCAGCAAGGAGCGGGAGCGCGCGCUGCUCAAGGACCAGCAGCCGGGAACCUUCCUGCUGCGCUUCAGCGAGAGCUGCCGGGAAGGGGCGAUCACCUUCACGUGGGUGGAGCGCUCCCAGAACGGAGGGGAGCCUUACUUCCAUGCUGUUGAACCCUACACGAAGAAAGAACUGUCUGCUGUUACCUUCCCUGAUAUUAUUCGCAAUUACAAAGUCAUGGCCGCUGAAAAUAUUCCAGAAAAUCCUCUGAAGUUUCUGUAUCCAAAUAUUGAUAAAGACCAUGCCUUUGGAAAGUAUUACUCCAGGCCAAAGGAAGCACCAGAACCAAUGGAACUUGAUGGCCCUAAAGGAACUGGAUACAUCAAGACUGAAUUGAUUUCUGUGUCUGAAGUUCACCCUUCUCGACUUCAGACCACAGACAACCUUCUCCCCAUGUCUCCCGAGGAGUUUGACGAGGUGUCCCGGAUAGUGGGCCCUGUAGCAAUCGAUAGUAUGAUGAAUGCAGUAUAGAGCAUGAAUUUUUCUCAUCUUCUCUGGCGACAUUUUUCCUUCCCAUCUGUGGUUUCCUCCUGCUACUCUUCCUUCACAUCCUAUGUUUCUAGGGAAAUGAAAGAAAGGCCAACAAAUUUGCUGCCACCUGUGACUUUUCCCUAAUUCAGAAACAGCUGUUACUCUGAAGGGCUUCAUGCAUCUUGUUAAAGGUAAAACUGAAAUGCCCUCUCCACAAAACGGUUUUGGCAAAUGAAAACCAUCUAGACACCCAAGCAUCAGAACUAGAAUAAGAGCUCUUGGGGAAAGCGGAGAAGCUUAACAGCAUGUUAAAAAAAUGCUGAGCAUCGAGUCAGGCCCCAGCUCUCUCAGGGUGUUGCAUAGAUCACACGGUUAUUUGGAGAAAUGCUUGAUGUAUGAACGGCAGAUUUCUGUUCUGGAGAAUUCUUAUUUGUUUCCUCUGCUUUAUAUGUGGCUGGACGUUUUCCAUUGGCUUGUCUGUGAGAUCGUUUAACCUAAGUUUAUAUAGAAUUACAUCAUCCCUUAUCCACAUUAGCCAUCCUGCAUCUGGGCAGGGGUAAAGGUUGUGUUCCUUCUUACAUUUUCCACACUGGCCAUUUAAAGCGAAGACAAGUUCUCUCUUACUUGGGAGAAUUAGCUUUUCUGCUUAUUUUGGCUUUAUGAUACUAGCUAAUAUCAGUAGAAAGACGAGCAUUUUCCAAAUUCAUGGGUAGUGUUUUCUGUUUAAACUUUAAUAUCCAGAGCUGAAUAUAUUCUGCCUUCCCCUAAUAAGUAAAACUGUCUUCACAUUUCUCUAGGGAGGCAGGGGAUUAAGAAUUGCUCUCUCAAGGCCAAAAAGAUUAACGUUAAUCUUAGGUGUAGAAAAACUCAGAAAUUUCAUUCAUGUUUUUUUGUGUGUUAAUUUGUUUUUAUUGUUAUUGUCUGAUAUUUAAUCUAUUAGUCAUAAAAAUUUCAAAUUGAGAAGAAAAAAACAGUGGCUGGUAAAUCAACCAGAAAUAUGAGACUCAAAUAAUUUGAAAAUUCAUCCUGUGUAAUUGCAUUAAGUAUUGCCUGUUUUUCACUGAUAAAUGUGUUUUUCUGAAAAAUACAUUGGCAAAUGGUUCAUCUUUCUGGUGCUUUUUCUAGACCUUCCUUGACAUUUUGUGAAGUGGACUGUUACUGAUCUUCCCGUUCAUUAGCAUUGACACAAAAAAAAGUAGUUUAGGUGGUGGGUUUGAAAGGAUACUUUUAUUUUAUAAAAACCUUAUUUUUCUCUGGUGGGAGUAAAGUUUUCUUGAAGCCUGUUUUAAGUAAAGGUAUUGCAUUAAAUAGAAUAUACACAUGGGACUUUUCUUGAUACUGAACACAAAUUAAGGCUUCCUCUCCAUUGUUACAUAUGAUGACAUGAACCUGACUAGGUUUGCAUUAACUUUUGACAUUGAAAUGAUGAAGGAACAAAGGAGACAGCAUUUUAAAAAAUCUUAUGUGUUUUAAAAAAUCUUACGUGUAAUUGCUGGUAUUUACCUACUAGGUAUCUUUUUGCCCUUUGAGAAUGAUGUGGUGUGGCUUCAUCUUACUGGACUAGCCACGGGAUUUUGUUUACUUUUAAGAAGUAUUAAAAUCCCAAUGUUGGUCUCUUAUUAAUAGCAUUUCAUGUAAAGAUGUUAGAAAUUACCACCAUUAUGUAUAGGCCUGAUGUUCUUCAUUUUUUCUUAUAUGUGAUUGAAAAUAAAAAUGUAGCAGUCCUUAUCUUAAAGUAAUUUUAAUGACACUGUUUCCCUUUCUUACCCUGCUUGUAAGCAAGAGUGCUAUGGCAGAUGAAGAUGGGUUAGUUGAAGAGAUCACAAAGGAAACAUGACUGGAACAAGCUGUAAUGGGUCCCAUAAAAAGCAAACCAAAAAACCAAAACAAAAAGUACUUUGAUCUUGGUGACCACAGCUGCCUCCUAGUGCACAAAUAAUUUGGCACUGACUAUACAAUGAAUUUGGGGCCUGAUAAUGUAAGUUUCUAAUUUAAAAAUUCAUGUAAAAGGGGCUCUGUCUGGCCUCCAGAGUAGCCAUCUGAAACUACAUGUCCAUGAUUAGAUGAGUUGUUACUGAAGUCACUACACCAUCCUGAGAGGUGCCAGUUCUUCUGCAAAAGUGUUAAAAGCUAGAAAGCCACAGUAAAGUAAAGGGCCCCAUGAGCUGGAAAAAAAAUAGGACUAGUAAACACAUAAUCGCCAAGUUAGAUGUAAUCUGGCAAGUUAGAUUCAACUGUUGUUUGGCGAUUCAUCAAGGAGUGGCAAUGUCCCAGUGUGAUCAGCCGCACCUCUGCAAUCGCAGGAUGUCCAUCUCGGAAAUAUCAAACUUCUGUGUAUCAUAUACACUGAGAGCUGUUUUCUCCAGGGAGAAAGGUAGAUAAUGCCCUGGGUAGGUGCGUAUCUUAUGUAAU
Messenger RNA from Talpa occidentalis (Iberian mole), 5001 nucleotides. RefSeq names its product signal transducer and activator of transcription 1 (gene STAT1). Lineage: Eukaryota; Metazoa; Chordata; Mammalia; Eulipotyphla; Talpidae. Gene Ontology annotation, molecular function: RNA polymerase II cis-regulatory region sequence-specific DNA binding; DNA-binding transcription factor activity, RNA polymerase II-specific. The transcript has 25 exons. Gene Ontology annotation, biological process: type I interferon-mediated signaling pathway; response to peptide hormone; cell surface receptor signaling pathway via JAK-STAT. The record is from RefSeq and is a predicted model, not a curated record. The coding region runs from base 337 to 2589 and encodes 750 amino acids.